UCUCACGGCCCCUCUGUCCCUCCUCCCGCGAAGCCGCAUGGGCCGCAUGUCUUGAGGUGGCGCGGGAUUUCGUGUUUUGACUGCACGCAAACAUGAUUUCUACCGAAGACAUUCUCUCUCUCAGUUCGUGCAAAUCACUAAGCGAUGUGAAAGAAUUAGACCUGAGCAAUAGGGACCUUAAAGUGUUGGACCCAUGCUGCUUUAAGGGACUGAAAAACUUGGAGAGCCUCGAUGUGUCAAGAAAUUCGCUCAGAGAUAUCCCCAACCUUGGCCUUCCCAAACUUCGGUGCUUGAAUGUGGAGGAGAAUUUGAUCAAUGACUUGGCCUUUCUAAAGGACUACAGUGAAUUAACUGAGCUGUUGGUUGCUGGUAAUCCCAUCCUUUCAGCCGACAAGAACAUUGCCGUAUCACUCCUUCCCAAGUUGGUUCUGUUGGACGGAGCCGACUGUCAGCCUCUGAGGAAACUUGAAGCCCUCGGCGACAAGAAACUGUUGCCUCAGAUUUCUCGAAUCUGGGAAUCCACAUUCAAGGACAAUCUUGUUCCUGGAGCCAGUGAUGAAGAAGUCGGAACCGUGAAGAAAGAUUUUUUGAGGCACCUGAGAAGAACGCAUUUUGAAUGCAAUGAAUUUUCAGUUAAGUUCAAGAAAUUUAAGGUGGAAACUCUUGGGGGAGAGCUGUUUGAAGAGGAAGUGCAACGAAUUCGUGCCAAAGCCUCAAGCACCCCAAAGAAGAAGCCAGACAGGCUCAAGUCCUCAGAGAAGCCUGGUUCUCCUUUUAGGAGAGUCGUGUCUACCAUAAAGGUUGAACACGAUUGUGAGCCUGUCAGAAGCAAAUCUAUCGUAGAUGGCUCUGACAUAAUCGUGAGCUCUCCCCGACGCGGGACACGAGGUUUGAAUAAAUCGGCCGAAGUUGAUGGAUUGAAUGGCUCCCCUCGAAAGCGAGUUGCAUCUCCAAGGAAAAUCCUGCUCCUUGAGGAUCGUAAACCUGUGCCAAGCAUAUCCAGCUUAGAUGCAGACAGCAGAAAUGCAAGCUUGCCUCAAGCUGGUACAGGUGAAUUGAAUGGGUCAGCAAAAAAUGGCUCGUUUGAUAAGGUGCAACGGCCAUGUACGCCAAGGAAAAAGCUGAAAUAUGAAGUUGCUCCUUCAAAGGAGGAAAAGGGAAGUGUGAAAGGGGCUGAAGCGCACAUAUUUCUUCGUGGCCAUUCUCAAGACCCUGGCGACUCCGUAACUCAAGUGUGGCAGGCCGCCUUUCAACCAGAGAGUGGAGAAAAUGAUCUCUCACCCAACAUUGUUGCUACUUGCGGUGGUAGGGUUGUGAACUUUAUCGACUGCAGCACAGGAACUAUUGUGAAACGCUACAAGAGUGCCAACCUCAAGGAGGAGUUUUUCUGCCUGGCAUGGACAGUGCUGCCCAUUGGCGGGCACCCCAGUGCCGUGCUCGCCGUGGCGGGCAAGGCACACGAUGUGAACCUCAUCCACCCUGAGCAGCUUGUCUGCUACAAGUUGUUCGAGGCGCACAGCAAGUACAUCAACUGCCUGCUCUUCUGCCCCAACCAGCCUACGUGGCUGCUCAGUGGAAGCAUUGAUGACAACAUUCACCUAUGGGACAUUGGCUUGCCCAAAGCACCUGGCUACCAAACAAAAGUUGUGAACCUGCUCACCCUGAAACCAAAGUGCGAAAUUCUCCAACUGUGUGUCAGCACUCAGAAUGAGCUGCUCCUGGCUGCCUGCCAUGGUGGCCUGUUUGGCUGGAAGUUUGACCAAAAGUCGCUUGUGAAAGUUGACAGGUCACCAAACAUAGAGUUCUGCUUGCCAACAAAAGAUGGAGCCUCCAUCGAAGAGGAGCCUGUUGUUGAUGGCUUGGUGCUGAUCGAAGAUGACAUGAUCGUCAGCAAGUGUUCCAACAGUGGCAUGAUUGGCAUGUGGAAGCUGUCCAAUCAUGUGGCUUCCAUCAGAAAGUUCUCCCAGAAACUGCAGAAAGUCAAAGUGGAGUACAGGAGCACAUUUCUCUGGAGUGACACCAAGGUUGACUACUUUUACCCAUCAGCCACGGCUGAUGUUAUUGCCUGCGGUGACGACACUGGGACCAUAUGGUUGUACAACGUUGGAAAAAAAGGGGCAACAUUGGUGAAGCCCGUGGCGAAGCUGACAUGGCCCGACAAACUUGAGUGCAGUGACCAAGUCUCCGUGAAAAAAAAGGAUGGAAAGGUUAAUACAAAUUCAGUAAGGCUAAGUUCUGAUGGCGACUACAUGGUAGCGUGCACAGAUAUCAACAUUGUGUGCAUAUGGAGGAUCACACGAUAGACCACCACUAUUUUAGCAGGAGACUGCACUAUCACCAGAUCUUGCAUCAGAUGGUGAAAUCAUCAUAUUAUUUUUUUAUUCAUCAUCUCAUCAAAUAAAACAGCACCCACAUA
Messenger RNA from Dermacentor silvarum, 2416 nucleotides. RefSeq names its product leucine-rich repeat and WD repeat-containing protein 1. Bases 93 to 2303 code for a protein of 736 amino acids. Gene Ontology annotation, biological process: chromatin organization; establishment of protein localization to chromatin. The transcript is spliced from 15 exons. Lineage: Eukaryota; Metazoa; Arthropoda; Arachnida; Ixodida; Ixodidae. Gene Ontology annotation, molecular function: protein binding; chromatin binding. The record is from RefSeq and is a predicted model, not a curated record. Gene Ontology annotation, cellular component: nuclear origin of replication recognition complex.